Molecule: messenger RNA, 4394 nt
Organism: Trichomycterus rosablanca
Lineage: Eukaryota; Metazoa; Chordata; Actinopteri; Siluriformes; Trichomycteridae
Gene: pank1b
Product: pantothenate kinase 1b
Exons: 7
Coding region: 170-1525 (451 amino acids)
Biological process (GO): coenzyme A biosynthetic process
Cellular component (GO): cytosol; nucleus
Molecular function (GO): pantothenate kinase activity; ATP binding
Source: RefSeq, a predicted model, not a curated record
AUGACCGACAGCGUCUUCGAAAUCGCCUCUUAGAACAAGAAACGCGUCCUUCCAGCUCCGUACUAAACGCCGUCCGAUAGUCUGAACGCUUUUCUUAGCCUGGUUCCCCUCAGGGUCGUCGAAGGUAAACGGUCAGUCCAGCGUCGCUCGCUUUGCGCCGUGUCACAUUAUGGAAAAAGCCAAAACGCCCGAGCAAAAUGGAGCACCGACGCACUACAGCAACGGUCUGCUGAACGGAUUCCACACGGCGCAGUCCAGUCCGAGCGCCGUCGGUGGAGGAGGAGGAGACGAUGGUGGCCCGAACUGUAGCGGUGGACAUAAUGGUAUUGAAAAUUUCCACCAUCUUCAUCAGGAUGUUCACAACAGCGUCUCUCCUGCCAAACGCUGCAGGCUGCGGAGACGCGUGGACUCGGGCAGAAAGAACCGACCCCCUUUCCCUUGGUUUGGCAUGGAUAUUGGAGGCACCCUGGUGAAGCUGGUCUACUUUGAGCCCAAGGACAUCACAGCUGAGGAGGAGCAAGAGGAGGUAGAGAGCCUGAAAAGCAUCCGCCGCUACCUGACCUCCAAUGUGGCCUACGGCAACACGGGCAUCCGUGACGUGCACCUGGAGCUGAAGAACCUGACCAUGUGCGGCCGCAAGGGCAACCUGCACUUCAUCCGCUUUCCAACGCACGAUAUGCACAGCUUCAUUCAGAUGGGCCGUGACAAGAACUUCUCCAGUCUGCACACCACACUGUGUGCCACAGGAGGGGGAGCCUACAAGUUUGAGGAGGAUUUCAGAACGGUUGCGAAUCUGGAGCUGCAGAAGCUGGAUGAAUUGGACUGUCUGAUCCAGGGCUUGCUUUAUGUUGACUCAGUAGGCUUUAAUGGCCACCCAGAGUGCUACUUUUUCCAAAACCCCUCAGACCCGGAAAACUGUGUCAAGAGGCCGUGCUCCCUUGACAAUCCCUUUCCUAUGUUGCUGGUAAACAUCGGCUCAGGGGUCAGCAUCCUGGCAGUUUACUCCACAGACAACUACAAGCGGGUCACGGGCACCAGUUUGGGAGGCGGAACAUUUCUUGGCCUGUGCUGCUUGCUGACCGGCUGUGAGACGUUUGAAGAGGCUUUAGAAAUGGCAGCUAAGGGGGACAGUACUAACGUCGACAAGUUGGUGAAAGACAUUUAUGGUGGCGAUUAUGAGCGCUUCGGUCUUCAGGGCUCUGCUGUAGCAUCCAGUUUUGGGCAUAUGAUGAGCAAGGAGAGACGUGAUAGCAUCAGCAAAGAGGACCUAGCCAGAGCUACUCUGGUCACCAUUACAAACAACAUUGGUUCCAUCGCUCGCAUGUGUGCUGUAAAUGAGAAAAUCGAAAGGGUGGUAUUUGUGGGGAAUUUCCUGCGAAUCAACACAGUUUCAACGAAGCUGCUAGCCUACGCCAUGGACUUUUGGUCAAAAGGUCAACUGAAAGCACUGUUUUUGGAACAUGAAGGUUAUUUUGGGGCUGUUGGUGCCUUCCUAGAACUACUGAAGAUGACUGAUGACCUCUGAGGCAUUAAGGAACUCAAGAACUUUUUAACCAGAAGCUGCUGUAAGAUGUCAAAAGAAAAACCACCACCAGUAAUAAGGAAAAGCAAUUUGGAUAAGAUCAGAUAUCCAGAUAUAAAAUGAUGAUGCCUGAUGAUCCUCCUGCUCUAUUGAAACGCGUAAUGCAGACACUCGACUGAGGGUUGGAGAAAAGCUCGUGUGUAUUCGCCACUAACAGAAAAGCCGCUCAUGGUACAGUCUGCUGUAAGAUAGAAAUGAUGAUGGUUAUGUCGAUAGACCAUAUAAGCCAAACUCUACUGAUUUUCAGCCUAAUGCUGAGCACUUGUACUAAAUAGUUGUUGUGUGUUUUUUAGUAAUUGUCCUGGAACUUGGCUUAGAAGAAACAAACCCAAAGUCUCUUCUCACAUUUUAAGUCUUGGUUGUCUUGUCCUGAGGUUUUGCUUCAUCAUGUGCAAAUGGGUUUUAGGUUUUGACUACAUUUUAUGGUUUGAAAGGUCCAAUGCGUACAGUUUUAGCAUUAAGACUUGGUACACUUGUAAUGACGAUGCCAGUUACUUUUUUAUAAUAGGUACAGGACAAUGGGAGCAGUAACAAAAAGUCUCUUUGUCUCUUUAAGCUGGUCUGAGCAGUACUGGAUGUACUUCCAGUUUACAAGUAACACGAAAAAAAUCAUGUGACCAAUCAUGUAAUUAGCGGUUAGUAAACAAUAUGCAAUGUACUACAAAGCUGUUAAUUGCAAGACCGAGCAAUUAGCAUUACUAUGCACAUCUCGGUAAGCUAAGGACUGUGGUCCAGCAACGGUAAACACAGAGGACCUGGGCAUAAUUGUUAGGUCAGGAGAUUUUUAUGUAUUACUUAUUGGAUGUUGAUAUUUAUGUGUCAAAAACUAAACUGUAUAAAUCAGAUGAGGAAAUUUCUGAAGCGAUUUUGCAGUAUUAAGCAAAUCAGAUCAAACAUAUUGACCUGUGUCUUGAGAUUUCAGCAGAUUUCUAACCUUUUUUUUUUUUUUUAAUUUUUGGGACCAAGAUUUCAGUGUUUACUGAUCAACAUUUUAUCCAUUUCCUAGAUGAGUAGCUUGGGUGUAGAUUUAUGUAAUGGUAUGCAUCGGCUCUGUUUAUAUCCCAGUUGAAAUAAUUGUUUGCUAAAUGACUACUUUAUUCACACAACCAUUUUCAUUUCUCUCUUUACAUGUACUUACACUGUAAUAAAUGUGUUGUAUUUUUUUUAUUAUUUAAUCCAUAGUGUGUAGAAUAUUUGAUUUAAGAGAUUUUGUGGAAUUAUAUGAUAGUAUCACAGUUUCACUUGAAACUUCAAAAUGAGCCUCUACACCUUUUUCCUGCCUUCCUCCUGCCUUUCCAGCAAAUGCCUUCAUUUGCAUCUAACUACAUCUCAUGUUUUUCUGAGAAAAGCCCAAUGGCGUGUACCUUUAACAUGAACAUGCACCUUUAAUUUGCCUUCUUCAAGGAUACCUACAAUACUACAAGUAGUCCUCUGUAAUUCUGAACAUGUUCAUACUGGCUGCAUUUUCCAAGCUGUGAAAUAUAGACAUGUGCAAUGGAGGUUUAAGUGUCACUUAGCAAAGGGGGCUUGAUGUAAAACAUAUGGUAAACAUACCCUCCAGGAUGUACACUGAAAAUCCAGAAAAUUUGGAAAGGCCAGUUACUGUGACCUGUUUGUUUAACACCCUGCCCUGCUUGAGAAUGUUUGGCCUUAUUUCUUGUUUUUGCUGUGUCAGCAUUUCUGAAUUAGCUGAGAAUGUGACACAGUAUGCAGCAUGUCACCACCAGGCUUGGCACUGUAACCUUUAAACAAAACAACUUUGUAUUCAACCAGUUUAAGUAGACGCUAUUCAGUAGGAUUUCAGAGACUCACUCCUCUGUAGACAGAACACAAUCUCUGUUAUUGUUGCACUCAUGGUGAUUUUUGAGAAAAGAAAUCCACUGUGGUUACACUAGGUACCUGUUUUUAUUCUGGCUGAAAUUGUGGGACUGGGGGUAAACUGUUCCAUGUGUAAAAGUGGUCCUCGUCCAAGGCUGUGGUUUAAAAAAAGCUGAGGGUGUUAAAUGAACAGUUGAAUGUGGUCAAACACUAAAAUAUUCUAAAUAUUUAAUGUAACCUGUUCUCCUGUAUUUUUUCACUACCAACAAAUGUAUAGCUGUAUUGUAUGUCUGUAAAAAUGCCUCAUACUCUGCAGAUUAAAUACUCCAUCGCUUUUAUGCAGUUAAAAGCGCAUGGACCUUUAUAAAACAUUGUGAUGUCACUGGAAAUCAAGCGUUUUUAUUAAUUGUAUAGAGAUUUGAAACCAUAUUUCCACAUCACUCACUCAUUACCUCUCCCCAGAAUCAUUGCCUUAUGUUGUUGGCCACCAUUUUCAUCUAAGUAUUAAAGUAUGCACAAUAGUAGUUCAACAUGACAACGUAUAAUUUAUCUGCAGUGUUACGGUGUGCCUUUUACUGAUGAAGAUUGGAAUUAUAUCUGUACAUUUUCCUUCUUGUAAUGUGAUGUUCAAGGCUCAUAAGAAAAUGUAAAUUCUGUAAGGUCUUGACUAAAAUUUGUCUGUUCAUGAUUUAAAUGUGAUAUUACACACUGUUCUGAACUCUGAGCCACGGCACAUUAUGAAACAGUAAGAAUGACAUGAAUGCAAAACCGUGUGGGAUCAAGUUGAGGCACUACAGUUGUUAAUGUUGAAUUUGUGCUUUGUAUCAGACCUUGUUCAUUUCAGAAGUUAUGGGACUUAGCCAGGACUUAAAGGUGUUUGCUUCUUCAUCUUAUGUUGCAUUGUUUUUCUUUUUUUUCCACAUUGUUUUCAUAAGCCUGUUUAUAAUGCAUUUUCAUCAAAGAUCUAUAAAGAUUUUAACAUAAUUGAUUUAAA